ACAGCAGCAAAGAAGAGCAAAGCGCCACAUCAAGCACCGCUCUUGGUGCUCUUCUUUUGUUGCCUUGUUGCUUGCAGAGCUUGCCCUUGCCUUCUUCUUCUUGUUUAAGUGUGUCAAACUUUGAGGCACAAUGACGACGGCUGUGGUGAUGGUGCUGGUCGUGGCAGUCGUCACGGUGACCAUGCACGCAUGCUCAGCAACUGCUGCAACUCCAACCACACCACUCCGGUUCCAACAAGACAAGCAGCUCUGCUCGGAAGUACAUGGCACACUAGAGAGCAUGGUGCGCGUGCUGAGAACGCAUGGCGUGGCAUUUUCCCCCAAUCCACACGGACGCAGCAGCAACAACAACAGCAGCAACAGCAACAACAACAACAGCAACAGCAGCAACAGCAGCAACAGCAGCAGCAGCAAAGACGACUCCUCCCACAACGCAACGACACACGAAGUCCAAGGCGCUGCGGCAACUGCAAACACCCUGCACUCUUCGCUCGUCGUCGACCUGUCACCGGUGCACCGCAUGAUGACUGCGUUUGGCUGCGGCAACCGAAAUGACGAGCAGCCUCAGCGGAGUGAUGACGAAUCAGCUCGUCAUGACCCAAGUCACACCGCCUCACGUGUGCCCCUGUUUUCAGCGCCCACGCACGUGGACGACAGAGUGGACACCAUCCGAAAUGCGAAACUCGCGCAGCCCUCUCAGAAGCAACAACAACAGCAGCAGCAGCGACAUCAAAGGCGCGUGCGACGGAGUGAUGAUGGAGCUGUCAUGCACGCGGGAGCAUGCACGCUGGCAAGUGUGAUCAACGGCACAUGUCCGGGCGCAGACGACCGUGGAGGCCUCACAAUCGCCUUGCGUGAGGAAGAUCGUGUGAAUGACACCACGGACGCGAGCACACUACGAGCCAUAUCCGGGUCCGUCAUCGAGCUGACAGUGAAUGGGUACGUGGCCGAGUUGCCGCUUCGAUGGAUUGUCGACAACGGCGAUUGGACUGUGUGCAGCAAAGUGGUCGUGUUCCACGUACAGAAUCCCACGUUUCAGCUGAGCAUGCUAAACCCAAUGACGGGCAUCGCCACGAUCUGGGUUCGCGACAGCGAUGCUCUGCGUGAAGUCGACACGCGUGGCUUUCAACACGAGAAGAGGAUUGCGAGGUUUCUUGUAUCGAACUGCUCGCUGACGGCUGUACCCAACGUCUCUGCGAUGACUUCGCUCAGUGCCUUCAACGUCCACCAAAACCGUAUCCAGCGCAUCUGUAAAGGCAGCUUUACGGGGUUGACACUGCUGCACCACUUGGCUUUGAACGACAAUGUCAUUUCAAAGAUUGAACGAGGGGUGUUCGAUGACCUUCAGCAGCUGCGUCGGCUUGACCUGCACUCCAACGGCAUCACCGCUUUUCCUCCCGCCUUGUUCCACGGGCUGACGAACCUCACACUUUUACAAUUGCAACGGAACCCGAUCACAAAGCUUGACGCAGACGUGUUCGCUGCCCUCACCACGUUGGACCGCCUCAGCCUUGAACAUACGCUCCUCACCAGCUUACCCCCAACGUUGUUCCGACAAACCACUCGCCUGACUCGCCUUGAGUUGGCAAACAACUUCAUCACAUCCCUUCCCGAAACCCUCUUCUCCGGGUUGUCGGUGUUGCAGUACCUGCAGAUGGCUGACAACCGGCUGACAUCGCUGCCGUCCGGCGUCUUCACAGACUUGGCGUCGCUGGCUUUCCUGUCUUUGCCAGAGAAUGACCUCACUUCGUUGCCUGUGGACCUCUUUCGGGCCAACCUACGACUCGAUACUUUCUAUUGCAACAACAACCGUCUCACGGCACUCCCAUCCAACCUCCUGGCCAACGUUUCUGCGCUCUGGUUCGUGUCCUUUGCCAACAACGCCCUUCGCUCCAUCGACAAUGUGCUCGCGGAGGCUUCCCCGUCGUUCUGGCACACGCUUGAUCUUGACAACAAUCGACUGACCAAGCUGCAGUUGGCCAGAGAAUUGCCUUCCCUUCGCCGCCUCGGCUUGAGCGACAACCGCCUACAGAAACUGCCGGACGUCAGCCUCACUCCUGCGCUGGACACUCUCCGACUCCAAAAUCAUCAAAUCAAGCACAUGGACCUGGCACCGCUUCUUCAACUACCGAACCUCCAAAUCCUGCUGCUUGACGCGUCUCCACAAACAGAAUCCCGAGCAGUGUUGUCGGAUACCAAUAUGACCAGCAUUGCGCCACUGCUCACGCUCAGGUUGGCAAAUGUGGACAUAACCGCUGUGGCUACAGUCUUCGAACAUCUCCCGCCGCUGAACCUUGGUGUGUUGCAUGUUGGCUGGCUCGGCGCCAGCAGUGCCACCCUUCCAAUUACUCAAGUGUGCAGGCUGCUCGCAAGCAGCGUGCGUGAGCUGCGCAUCGCCAACACAGAGUACAGGGCUAUUGAGCUGUGCCCUGACAAGACAGUCAACACCCUCCUUCUCACCGACAACAAACAACUGCGAGCUGUCACCGUCCACAACCCGCUGCGUGAACUUAACGUGUCUGGCUGCACUCAGCUCACUUCCAUUGAUGCACCUCCUGUUGAUAUACUCGACAUCAGCAGCACCAACUUCCCAUUGACACGUACGCUGUGCACGCGUUGGGGACGGCGCAUUCUCUUCGCCAGAAACUUGGUCAAACCCGUCGACAUCCGACAAGCGGCUGCAACUGCACGCACCUGCCUUGAGCGAGUAGACGUGCUGGACCUCUCUGCCAACGAAUGGUUGCGCCACGUGAAAGAGAUCAACCGCGCGGUAGGCCGCAGCAGUGUUUUGUCGGACGAGAGCUUUUUCACACCUGAUGUGCGCCCUAUUCCCAGCCGGCUCAUGCCUCCGAUCCUGCAGCUGACUGGGGCGCCCAUUGACUGUGCGCUUCAAUUCUCAAAUCAAAACUUGCGCCCGCUAAGAGAUCCGAACCUACCCACACCACAGAUUGUGUUUUCCUUCCACUGCACAUGUGCUCGUGGGUUCAAGAUGACCUCCAGUGGGCAGUGCGUGGUGGACAAGCCGGACAUUGCUGCCGUGGCUGCUGGCUCUGUGAUUGGCGGCCUUGCGCUUGGCUUGCUCAUGGCGUGGCUGUCACGCCGCUACCGUGGCAUGACGAAACGCAUCGGCCUGCAGGAGCAGCUGCUGGUGGAGAGGGAUGAGGAGGUGAUGGCGCUGAAGGCUGCAUGGGAGAUUGAGUACGAUGAGCUGAGGAUGAUCAAGCGGGUUGCUGCGGGUGCCUUUGGCGUGGUGUUCAAGGCAGAGUGGGACACGGUGACAGUGGCAGUCAAAGUGCUGCAGCAAGCCGUCAUGGCAUUUGACGAGAGCACGGUGUUGGAGUUUGAGAAGGAGGUGGAGUUUCUGCAGCGAACACGGCACCCCAACGUGGUGCGGUUCUUUGGCGCGGGCACAGAUCCCAACGGCAGCCCGUUCCUGGUGCUGGAGUUUGUGGCCAUGGGAUCACUCAAGGACCUGCUGGGGAAGGAAAUGGAGAAAGUGUUGGUGGAAGUGAGGAACACUAAGGUCGAGGAAAGCAGCAGUGGUGGUGUCGGUGAUGACGUGAGCAGUGUGUGGGAUUUGAAACUGCGACUGCUGCGUGACGUUGCGAGUGGCAUGGCCUUUAUCCACAGCCUGGACCAGAUGCACAGAGAUCUGAAGAGCGGCAACGUGCUGGUGUCGUCGUCCCUUCGCGCGAAGAUUACGGAUUUUGGGUCCAUUCGCCAGUGCUUCACUCGUGACAGGAACCAGCAACAGCAGCGCACAAGUCUCUCCUCAAGCAACGGUGAUGACCCACAAUACAGCCAGCAGGCUGGACUGCAGACGAUGACGAGCAUGACGCUGACGGCUGGCGUGGGCACACCAUUGUACAUGGCACCAGAGGCAUUGACGGGUGACAAGUACAGCUUUGAGGCUGACAUCUUCAGCUUUGGUGUGCUGAUGUGGGAGGUGGUGACGCAGCGGGUGCCGGAUUUGAUUGAGCAGGAAAAAGGGAGCGAGUAUCGUGGACCGAUCCUCGCCACCAUCAGCAAUCUUUUGGAGGAUGGGAAACGAUUGCGAUUUGAAGACAGCGAACAAGAUGCCAUCCCUGAGUGGUUCCAGUCGCUGACGUACAAGUGCAUGGCGCAGAACCCGCGUGAGCGGCCGUCGUUUGGGGAGCUCAAGGACCACCAUCUUGUUUGA
Messenger RNA from Salpingoeca rosetta, 4180 nucleotides. RefSeq names its product TKL protein kinase. The record is from RefSeq and is a predicted model, not a curated record. NCBI's taxonomy places the organism in Eukaryota, Choanoflagellata, Craspedida, Salpingoecidae. The transcript is spliced from 4 exons. Bases 131 to 4180 code for a protein of 1349 amino acids. Gene Ontology annotation, biological process: protein phosphorylation. Gene Ontology annotation, molecular function: ATP binding; protein binding; protein kinase activity.